Messenger RNA from Penicillium taxi, 1479 nucleotides. RefSeq names its product aldehyde dehydrogenase family protein. Gene Ontology annotation, molecular function: aldehyde dehydrogenase (NAD+) activity. Bases 1 to 1479 code for a protein of 492 amino acids. The record is from RefSeq and is a predicted model, not a curated record. Lineage: Eukaryota; Fungi; Ascomycota; Eurotiomycetes; Eurotiales; Aspergillaceae. The transcript has 4 exons.
AUGACACAACUUUUCCAAACAAUCACGACCCCAGUGGUCACAUACCAACAACCAACAGGCCUCUUCAUCAACAAUGAAUUUACCAAGGGCGUUGAAGGGAAAACCUUCGAAACAAUCAACCCUCAUGACGAGAAGCCCAUUGUGGCUGUGCAUGAAGGCACAGAGAAGGAUGUUGAUAUUGCUGUGAAAGCAGCUCGGAAAGCUCUACAAGGCGAAUGGAAGACAAUCACUCCUUCUGAGCGUGGCCGUCUCCUUACUCGCCUUGCAGACCUUUUAGAGCGUGACAUCGACACAGUCGCUGCCAUCGAAGCCCUCGAUAAUGGUAAGGGUCAUAUUAUGGCCAAAGGCGAUGUCAAGAGCUCUGCAGGCUGCCUGCGCUAUUAUGGUGGAUGGGCUGAUAAGAUCUAUGGUCAGACCAUCGAUACAGACCCUAACAGCUUGACCUAUACCCGCCAUGAACCUAUUGGCGUUUGCGGACAGAUUAUUCCAUGGAAUUUCCCCUUGCUUAUGUUUGCAUGGAAAAUUGGCCCUGCUCUUGCUACUGGAAAUACUAUUGUUAUGAAGACCGCAGAACAGACACCUUUGUCAGCACUUUAUGUGGCCGGCCUCAUCAAAGAAGCUGGAUUCCCUCCUGGAGUCGUGAAUGUGAUUUCAGGAUUUGGAAGAACUGCAGGAGCAGCGGUCUCCAGUCAUAUGGAUAUCGAUAAAGUGGCUUUCACUGGCUCGACUUUGGUUGGCCGCCAAAUUCUCAAGGCGGCUGCGAAUAGCAACUUGAAGAAAGUCACUCUUGAACUAGGUGGAAAAUCACCGAACAUCGUUCUUCCCGAUGCAAAUCUUGAAGAGGCAGUUCGAUGGGUGAAUUUUGGAAUAUUUUUCAAUCAUGGACAAUGCUGCUCCGCCGGCUCCAGAAUUCUUGUUCACGAGGACAUUUAUGAUCAGUUCCUUGAGCUUUUCAAGAAGAGGGCCGAAGAGAAUAAAGUCGGUGAUCCAUUUCAUCCUGAUACAUUCCAGGGCCCCCAGGUGUCCCAGUUACAGUACGACAGGAUCAUGGGCUAUAUCGCCGAUGGUAAAAGCGCCGGUGCGAAGGUCGUCACUGGUGGCGAUCGUCAUGGAGCUGAAGGCUACUAUAUCAAGCCAACUAUCUUUGCUGAUGUCCAUGAGAAUAUGUCUAUCGUGAAAGAGGAGAUUUUCGGACCUGUUUGCACUGUGCAAAAGGUUAGCAGUGAAGAGGAAGCCAUUCAAAUGGCCAAUGAUACAAACUAUGGUCUAGCUGCGGCCGUUCACACUACCAAUAUCAACACUGCCAUCAGAGUCUCAAAUGCAAUCAAGGCAGGCACUGUUUGGAUCAACAACUACAACACUCUUCACUAUCAGAUGCCGUUCGGUGGUUUUAAGGAAUCAGGCAUUGGUCGCGAGCUAGGUUCAUAUGCUCUUGAGAAUUACACAGAGGUGAAGACUGUCCGCGUGCAUCUUUUCUGA